GUCUCAAACAUCAUCUUCACUGUAAACGAGUGGAGAAAAAGUACAGAUAGAGAGAGAGAGAGUAAUAAGGUGAAAUUUAUUACUGACGUUUUUCUUGCCCUUAUGAAGAAAAAAAGGAGAUAAUCAUAAACUAAAAAACAAACCCCAUUCGACUCGUACGACUACACCUUCCAAUUGACUCCACCACCCUUUUCACAUCUUCUUUUAUCAUCAGAUCUAUUUGCUCUCUCUUCCAGAUCUGGGCGUCUCUUCUUCGAAUUCAUCAUCAAGUUUCUGUUAGAUCCAAUCCUCACCUCUUUGUAGAAACCCCUCACUGGAUUUUUGAUCAGGGUGUUAUGAACUCGUAGAGGAGCAGCUCAAAAACAUUUGAAAAAAAAUGGGAAACAUCAAAUUUGGGAGGUUUGAUUCAGUUUGUGGAAUAAAAGAGGGGAAAUAGGAGUAUUUCAUCGGAUCAAAAUAGCGUUGAUUAUUUUAUUCUUUAGCAAGUGAUUCUGAGAAGCUCCGAAUUUUAUAGGAAUUCGGAUACUUUAUUUGGUGGAAAAAAUGGAAGAGGUUGGUACUCAACUAGCUCCUCCUUUAUAUAUGUACAACACAAUCGGUGCCGGAAGAUUUCCCGAUGCCCAUCCGAUGGCCAAGAAACGAAGCCUGCCGUAUCAAAACCCAAACCUUAUUCAACAUCAGCAACAACAACAGUAUCUACAAAGGUUAAUCCCAACUUUAAAUGAGCCACGGAACAGUUGGAACCCUAAAAAUUGGGAAUGGGAUAGUUCAAGACUCGUGGCUAAACCCUUGGAUAUGAUGGAGAUUUCUAGAGAACAGCAACAACAACAACAACAACAACACCAUCAUCAAACUGCUGUUAAUCCUCCCAAUCCCGAUGGGUCAAAGAGGAGUCCAGUUGGUCAAAGGGAAGAAGACGAACGCCUCUUGUUGAAGCUUGGUGGUGGCGAGGAGGCAGCGACCAGGCCUAGCAAAAGGGUCCGAUCUGGUUCACCUGGUAGUGGUUGUGCCGGGAAUUAUCCAAUGUGUCAAGUUGAUAACUGCAAAGAAGAUCUAUCCACUGCUAAAGACUACCAUAGGCGUCACAAGGUUUGUGAGGUUCAUAGUAAAGCUGGAAAAGCCCUAGUUGGAAAACAGAUGCAAAGAUUCUGUCAACAGUGUAGCAGGUUCCACCCUCUUUCUGAGUUUGACGAGGGGAAGAGAAGCUGUAGGCGUAGACUUGCAGGUCACAACAGGCGAAGAAGAAAGACACAGCCAGAAGAUGUUGCUUCACAGUUAUUAAUCCCUGGAAAUGGUGAUAAAAAUGGCGCCAAUGACAUGGAUAUUGUUGGUUUGCUAACAGUUUUAGCUCGUGCUCAAGGAAAUGCAGAGGACAUGAGCAGGAAUUCUUCACCAUUACCUAAUAAAGAUCAGCUUAUGCAAAUUCUCAACAAAAUAAACUCUUUGCCUUUACCGGUUGACCCAGGGUCAAAGCAACCAGUUCCUGGAAGCUUGACUAAUGUUGACCAAGAGAAAACCUCUUCCGAGGUUCAAAAAGUCAACAAAAAAACCAGUUCAUCGACAAUGGACUUUCUUGGUGUUCUUUCAGGCUCUUCGGAUGCACCUGAACCAUUGUCACAAAAAAGGAACCAAGUGAUUGAGGCUGAUAAGAACAAGACUAACUCUGGUUGUGUUAACCAAACCAUGGUUCAUUCUGGAGGAGAGAGAAGCAGCACUAGUUUUCAGUCUCGUGAGGAUUCAGAUUGUCAAGUGAUGGACACACCUCUUAAUUUACAGUUACAGCUGUUCAGUUCUUCACCUGAAGAUGAUAGUCCACCUAAGCUAGCAUCAAGCAGGAAGUAUUUCUCAUCUGACAGUAGUAAUCCAAUGGAAGACAGGUCACCAUCAUCUUCGCCACCUGUCGUGCAAAGGCUUUUCCCAACAAAAGCUUCAAGAGAGAGAAUGAAGCCUGAAAGUAUGUCUACUAGUGGUGAAGUUACUGCAAAUGUUAAAGCCACCAUGUCUCUGGAGCUUUUUGGAGGGAUGAAUAACGGUGCUGAUAAUGUUUCCAUUCAAAGCUCACCUUACAGAGCUGGGUACACGUCAUCAUCUGGUUCUGACCAAUCACCUUCCAGCUUAAAUUCUGAUCCUCAGGAUCGAACCGGGCGAUUAUCGUUUAAACUGUUUGACAAGGAUCCGAGUCAUUUGCCUGGGUCACUACGGACACAGGUUUACAAUUGGCUUUCUCAAAGUCCAUCAGAGAUGGAAGGAUACAUAAAGCCUGGUUGUGUGGUUCUCUCAAUUUAUUUGUCCAUGUCAUCGUCUUCUUGGGAUCAACUUGAAGAAAACUUUCUUCAGUAUAUCAAUGCUCUUGUUCAAGAAUCUGGUACUGAUUUCUGGGGAACCGGAAGAUUCUUAGCACAUACAGAAAAGCAAAUAGCUUCACAUAAAGAUGGCAAGGUCCAUUUGUUCAAAUCUUUGAAAGCAUGGAGUUCACCACAGUUGAUUUCCAUUUCACCUCUAGCUGUUGUAUCUGGAAAGGAGACUUCUUUUGUCCUAAGAGGCCGAAACCUAAGGACACCUGGCACCAAAAUCUAUUGCACACAUGCGGAUGGAUGUAUACUGGAGGAAGCAACAGAAUCAACAGAUCAAGGUUCUACAUAUGAGGAAAUUAGCACACGUAGGUUCACAAUUUGUGCACCUAGUGAACGUGGUCGAUGUUUCAUCGAGAUCGAAAACGGUUUCAGAGGUACGAGUUUUCCUAUAAUCAUUGCGGAUUCUACACUCUGCCAAGAAUUGAACCUUUUGGAGGCUGAAUUUGGUGAGGUCCAAAAUAGGCAACCAAGUUUGGUGAAGGAAACCAUACACUUUUUAAAUGAGCUUGGAUGGCUUUUCCAAAAAAAAAAUGGUGGAUCCGGAUCUCAUUAUAGUCUCACUCGAUUCAAAUUCCUUCUUGUGUUCUCGGUUGAAAGAGAUCUGUGUGGUUUAGUGAAAACUCUUUUAGGGAUUCUUCUUCAAAAAGGCUCCGGGGGCAUUACAGAAGAUGAUUCAUCAAUGGAGAUGCUAUAUGCAAUUAACCUUUUAAACCGGGCUGUUAAGAGAAAAUGCAAAAACAUGGUGGAUUUGCUCAUACAUUAUUCAGUAGUUGGGGACACAGAUACGGAUUCUGCUGCUGCUUCCAGAAAGUACAUUUUCCCGCCAAAUCUAGCGGGACCCGGCGGCAUCACCCCCUUGCAUUUGGCUGCUUGCACUAGUGAUUCGGAUGAAAUGGUUGAUGCCUUGACAAACGACCCGAAUGAGGUUGGGUUGCUGAGCUGGAAUUCUUCCUUGGAUGCAAACGGGCUGUCACCAUUUGUAUACGCGACCAUGAGAAACAACAACUCAUACAACACUUUAGUGGCACAAAAACUUGCAAACAGGAUAGCGGGUCAAGUCUCUGUACAUAUCUCAAACGAGAUAGAGCUUCAAACCGCAAGGAGGGUUGACCAUGUUGACCACCAUGAGCUUAGUUUCAGAGUGAGGGAUCAUCACGUGGGCACAAAAUCUUGUUCAAAAUGCGCAAUUGUAAGAGCAAAACACCCGAGAAGAAUCCCGGGUUCACAAGGGUUGCUUCAUCGUCCGUAUAUCCACUCCAUGCUUGCAAUAGCUGCGGUUUGUGUAUGUGUGUGUUUGUUCCUUCGUGGGGCCCCCAAUAUCGGUUUGGUUGCUCCGUUUAAGUGGGAGAAUUUGAACUUUGGUUCAAUGUAAGAAAGAAAGAAACAUAUGGCACCACCUAUGAAAAAGAAUAAGUAGAGUUGAUUAGAGAGAGCAUAAUUUAACUUUUGGGAAAGGUGAAUAAGAAAAACGGGAUCAUUGAUAACAUUGCAUGAGAUAACGACGGUUUUUGUCCCCUGUUCUUGGUCUUUUACGUUCAAGUUCUUAUUUGAAACCGAAUGGAGACUUGUAGUAAGUAACAUCAGGGGCAGAUAAGACAAUUGUGUCUUCUGGUUGAUGUUAUUAACCGUGGCUGACUUGUUACUAGUAGUUAUUGUCUUUCAAGUAUGUAAG
This is a messenger RNA of Lactuca saligna, 4026 nucleotides long. NCBI's taxonomy places the organism in Eukaryota, Viridiplantae, Streptophyta, Magnoliopsida, Asterales, Asteraceae. The record is from the annotation of a GenBank genome assembly.